AGAAACUAUGUCAUUGACUUCUGAUUUUACAUCCUCAGUCAUAUCAAAAACUGAAACAGAACCAACUGAGGUGAAUUCAAAUGUUUGGGAAAAUAUACAAGAUUAUAUGUCGGUUCACUCCUUUUGGUUUACAUCAUCCGGCUCUCUGUUAAUUGGUGUUCUGCUUGGUAUGCUCAUUAUGGGUUUAAUCUGCCGACAGUACAGCAGAAGGAUAUACAGAAUAUCCUCACCACGAGAACAAGUAUGCCAUAAAAUAACCAACAAUCGAGAUGAAGGACAAGGCAGCAAAGACAAAACAUUUGUUUCAGAAAGCAUCUAUGAGGAUCACGGCAAUGAAAAAAAUAUGCAUCGAAGCUUGGACGAAGUUCAAAAUCAGCAAGCGGAUAUCUAUAUGGUGAUGACUGGGCCCAAUACCAGAUGUCUCCAGACAAACAGUGAAACUUGCCAAGAGAACACCGAAGCCAUGUACAUUACGAUGACCUAAAUUCUAACAUUUCAAAGAUAUUUUAGGAAUACGAAAUGUUGUGCAUCAAAGUGCCCAAGGGAAAGUUGUUUAUGCAUGAUUUAGAAAUGGAACAUGAUGCAUGUUACAUGUAU
Molecule: messenger RNA, 597 nt
Organism: Saccostrea cuccullata (small rock oyster)
Lineage: Eukaryota; Metazoa; Mollusca; Bivalvia; Ostreida; Ostreidae
Exons: 5
Coding region: 8-484 (158 amino acids)
Source: RefSeq, a predicted model, not a curated record